Molecule: messenger RNA, 1821 nt
Organism: Lycium ferocissimum
Lineage: Eukaryota; Viridiplantae; Streptophyta; Magnoliopsida; Solanales; Solanaceae
Product: glucose-1-phosphate adenylyltransferase small subunit, chloroplastic/amyloplastic
Exons: 9
Coding region: 50-1612 (520 amino acids)
Biological process (GO): glycogen biosynthetic process
Molecular function (GO): glucose-1-phosphate adenylyltransferase activity
Source: RefSeq, a predicted model, not a curated record
GUUAAUUUCAACCACACUCACUGCCACACACUCCAUAGCAGUGUUAACAAUGGCGGCUUCUACUAGAGCCUUAAAAUCUUCUCCGUCUCCACACAAUUGUAUCUCCGAGAGAAAUAAUAAUGAUUCUACUCGUGCAAUGUCCUUUCGAAACCUCUCCUUUUCGUCAUCUUAUCUUUCCGGCGACAAGCUGAAAGCGUUCUUCAAUUCACAACAACGCCGGUUCAGUGAGAGAAGAAAUCCACUGAUCGUAUCGCCUAAUGCUGUUUCUGAUUCGCAAAAUUCGCAGACAUGUCUCGACCCUGACGCUAGCAGAAGUGUUUUGGGAAUUAUUCUUGGAGGUGGAGCUGGGACCCGACUUUAUCCUUUAACUAAAAAGAGAGCAAAGCCAGCAGUUCCUCUUGGAGCAAAUUAUCGUCUGAUUGACAUUCCUGUAAGCAAUUGCAUUAACAGUAACAUAUCCAAGAUCUAUGUUCUGACACAAUUCAACUCUGCGUCUCUGAAUCGCCAUCUUUCACGGGCAUAUGCUAGCAACAUGGGCGGCUACAAAAAUGAGGGUUUUGUGGAAGUACUUGCUGCUCAACAAAGUCCGGAGAACCCCAAUUGGUUUCAGGGCACUGCUGAUGCUGUCAGGCAGUAUCUAUGGUUGUUUGAGGAGCAUAACGUUCUUGAAUACCUCGUACUUGCUGGAGAUCAUCUAUACCGAAUGGAUUAUGAGAAGUUCAUUCAAGCCCACAGAGAAACAGAUGCUGAUAUUACUGUUGCCGCACUACCAAUGGACGAAAAGCGUGCCACUGCAUUCGGUCUCAUGAAGAUUGACGAAGAAGGACGCAUUAUUGAAUUUGCAGAGAAACCGAAAGGAGAGCAAUUGAAAGCAAUGAAAGUGGAUACUACCAUUUUAGGUCUUGAUGAUGAGAGAGCUAAAGAGAUGCCGUUUAUCGCGAGUAUGGGUAUAUAUGUCAUUAGCAAGGAUGUGAUGUUAAACCUACUCCGUGACAAGUUCCCUGGAGCCAAUGAUUUUGGUAGUGAAGUUAUUCCUGGUGCAACCUCACUUGGGAUGAGAGUGCAAGCUUACUUAUAUGAUGGGUACUGGGAAGAUAUUGGUACGAUUGAAGCUUUUUACAAUGCCAAUUUGGGCAUUACAAAAAAGCCGGUGCCAGAUUUUAGCUUUUAUGACCGAUCAGCUCCAAUCUACACCCAACCUCGAUAUCUGCCACCUUCAAAAAUGCUUGAUGCUGAUGUGACAGAUAGUGUCAUUGGUGAAGGUUGUGUGAUCAAGAACUGUAAGAUUCACCAUUCUGUGGUUGGGCUCAGAUCAUGCAUAUCGGAGGGAGCAAUUAUAGAAGACACACUUUUGAUGGGGGCAGAUUAUUAUGAGACUGAUGCUGAUAGGAAGUUUCUGGCUGCAAAGGGUAGUGUCCCAAUUGGCAUCGGCAAGAAUUCUCACAUCAAAAGAGCCAUUAUUGACAAGAAUGCCCGUAUAGGGGAAAAUGUGAAGAUCAUUAACUGCGACAAUGUGCAAGAAGCCGCUAGGGAAACAGAUGGGUACUUCAUUAAGAGUGGGAUUGUCACUGUCAUCAAGGAUGCUUUGAUUCCCAGUGGUAUUGUCAUCUAAAGGUUCGGUUCGGAACGUGGUUGGUCGUAGUAAAACUGCGCUAAACAGCCAUGAGGUAGAAACGUGCUACUUUUAUUUUUUGCUGUGCUGUAGAAAUCUAGUGUACAUCUUACUUUAAUGUAGCUAGAUACUUCUCAUUAACCCUACAAGAGAAGACUGGAUUCUGUAAAAAUUAUUUCCUCUAAAAUAAAAAUCGACUAUCGUACAAA